Molecule: messenger RNA, 1136 nt
Organism: Wallemia mellicola CBS 633.66
Lineage: Eukaryota; Fungi; Basidiomycota; Wallemiomycetes; Wallemiales; Wallemiaceae
Product: translation initiation factor 3, RNA-binding subunit
Exons: 2
Coding region: 49-915 (288 amino acids)
Cellular component (GO): cytoplasm; eukaryotic translation initiation factor 3 complex
Molecular function (GO): translation initiation factor activity; RNA binding
Source: RefSeq, a predicted model, not a curated record
UUAUUCUCGAUAAUAGAAACUUUUACAUUCUUCCUCCUUUCUACCAAAAUGUCAACUGAUAAAUUGCAAUCGACGAGCUGGGCAGACGACGUCGACGAGACGAUAGCAGCCCCAGAGCCACAAAUAAAGACGAUAACAACUCCAGAUUCGGAUGUUAUCACGACGAUAGAAGUCCGUACGUUACCAGAUGGGAAGAGAGUACAAGUUACUAGAAAGUUUAAAAAAGUACUCAAGAAGUCUAAUGUAAAUCAAGCAGUAGCAGACCGUAAGACUUGGCCAAAAUUUGGUCUCGAGAAGGGAAAGCCAGCUGGUCCAGACAGAGCGACAACGACCGUCGGCGAGAAUGUUGUACUGAAAUUAUCAGCUGGUAACGACUCCGCCGUUGAAGAACCAUCAGAGGAACAAUUGAUGAAGGAGCGUCUGAAAUCUAAGAAGAUCGUCUGUAGAUUAUGUAAAGGUGAUCACUUUACCACAAAAUGUCCAUACAAAUCCACACUUGGAGACCUCGAUUCAGCACAAGAUUCUACCCAAACUCCAGACGAGAGCAACGCAAACCAAGGCACUGCUGCUGCUGCUACUUCAACUGGUAAAUACAUCCCACCAUCACAAAGAGCAGGUGCAAGAGCGUCCGGUGCAGGUCCUGGUGGUCCUUCCAGAGACGAAUAUCCAACUCUCCGUGUUACAAAUGUUUCUGAGGACACUCAUGAGGACGAUCUUAGAGAGCUGUUUAGAAGAUUCGGUCGUGUCCAAAGAGUAUUCAUCGGUAGAGAUAGGGAGACUAGAGCAUCAAAGGGUUUCGCUUUCGUCAGUUUCGAGUUGAGAUCAGAUGCUGAGAAGGCAUUAGAAAAGGUGAACGGUAUGGGUUACGAUAAUCUUAUCUUGUCCGUACAAUGGUCACAACCAAGAGAUAAGUAGAACUGUUGUAUAUGCAUUACAAAUUGUCUAUAAAGAGUGAUGAGAGCUGUCUGAUGAUACAAAUUGAUGCUAUGCAAGUGGCUGACUACUAAUCAGCGAAUUUGUUGACGUUACGCUUUGCGUCGAUGCGCCUGAACCUGUCCUCCUUUGCCCGUUCAUUUAUAAUACAUACUGUGGCUAAGAACAAGCAAAUGAGUAUGACGACGAAGCCAUAGAUUGUA